AUGGCAGGCAAAUGCGUUCACAAAGGGUGUGGGAAGACCUUCGACAACCCAGAAGAGGAUUGCGUGUACCAUCCGGGUCCUCCAGUGUUCCACGAGGGGCAGAAAGGCUGGAAAUGCUGCAAACCCCGCGUCCUGACUUUCGAGGAAUUCCUUUCGAUCCCGCCAUGCACAACCGGCAAACAUUCCACCGUCGAUGAUACACCUGCGCCCGAACCCUCCAAAGCUGAGGCACCACCUGCCCCAGCCGAAGAAAAGAAGUCUGAGCGACAACCUAUCUCCGCCUCCCCCGCCAUCGCGACUGCCGCACCACCUGCAAAGCCUGUUGCCGAGGAGCCCGAGUCGGACGACCCUGAUGCGGAGAUCCCAGCUAAUGCGACAUGCCGUCGGAAGAGCUGUGGCAAGACCUACACCGGGUCUCGCGACGAGGAAAAGUGCGUCCAUCACCCCGGCCAGCCGGUGUUCCACGAGGGCAGCAAGGGGUGGUCCUGCUGCAAGCGCCGAGUGCUUGAAUUCGACGAGUUCCUGAAGAUUCCCGGUUGCACGGAGAAGACGAAGCACCUGUUUGUGGGCAAGGCCAAGGCCCCCGGAGAAGAGAAGGUGGAUUCAGUCAGAAACGACUUCUACCAGACUCCUACCUCCGUCAACGCUUCUCUAUACCUUAAAAAGAUCGACAAGGAGCGCGCCAAGGUCGACUUUACUUCCAACUCGGUUGUCGUCGAUCUUCCUACCACAGACAACAAGCGCUUCCAGGAUACAUAUAAUCUGUUUGCGUCGAUUGACCCAGAGCAGUCGACUUUCCGCGUGCUAGGCACCAAGCUGGAGUUGAACCUAGCCAAGGCGGAUGGAACUAGCUGGCCUGUGUUGCGGAGUGAUGACAAGUGGACUGGAGAGCGCAUCCAGAUUGGCAAUGCUGGACGUGCAUGA
This is a messenger RNA of Penicillium bovifimosum, 924 nucleotides long. Its product is annotated as cysteine and histidine-rich domain-containing protein. The transcript has 3 exons. Bases 1 to 924 code for a protein of 307 amino acids. The record is from RefSeq and is a predicted model, not a curated record. Lineage: Eukaryota; Fungi; Ascomycota; Eurotiomycetes; Eurotiales; Aspergillaceae.